Molecule: messenger RNA, 1202 nt
Organism: Condylura cristata (star-nosed mole)
Lineage: Eukaryota; Metazoa; Chordata; Mammalia; Eulipotyphla; Talpidae
Gene: ENDOV
Product: endonuclease V
Exons: 9
Coding region: 1-1104 (367 amino acids)
Biological process (GO): DNA repair
Cellular component (GO): nucleolus; cytoplasm
Molecular function (GO): single-stranded RNA binding; RNA endonuclease activity producing 5'-phosphomonoesters, hydrolytic mechanism
Source: RefSeq, a predicted model, not a curated record
AUGUCGGGGGAUGUACCAACCUCGGGUGCUGAUGAGGCGCCAGGGCGGCCCAAACCGACGCCGGAACACCCGGCCCGGCGCUCCCGCGGGCUUGUGCGCAGGGGCCUGCUCGAGCGGCCGUGGCACCCCCGCAGCAAACGUGAGCUUGUCACCACUGCGGCCACUCCCGCCCUGGACGCCAGCAAGUCCCGGAGGAGCCUGAGAGACCCCUGCGGUGGUUUCCUGCUCCCGGCAGGCCUGGACGCCCGUGUCUGGCCUGGCCGGCGGCUGGCUCUGCCCUCGCCCACACAUCCCUGUCCGCCAGGUGCCCCGGGACCCGCCUGGUCCCCCAGACGGUGCUCCCGCCUCUCCUCCCCGGGUGGGGCCUCGGCCCUCUGCCUCUGUCCCGCCCAGCUGCGUGAGCCGCUCUUCCUGUGGUCAGCGGUCAGGGUCCCGGCCCGGCGGGUCGGCCUCCGGAGGAGAGAGGUGCUGUAUGAGGACAGCCGCUUGGUCAGCCUGACCGCUCCCUACGUGUCCGGCUUCCUGGGCUUCAGAGAGGCGCCCUUCCUGGCGGACGCCGUGCAGCGGCUGCGGGAGAGGGAGCCCCAGCUCCUGCCGCAGGUUCUUCUCGUGGAUGGAAACGGGGUGCUGCAUCCCCGAGGUUUCGGGGUCGCCUGCCACCUGGGCGUCCUCACCGACCUGCCCUGCGUCGGGGUGGCCAAGAAGCUCCUGCAGGUGGACGGGCUGGAGAACAACGCUCUGCACAGGGAGCGGAUUCGCAGUCUGCGCGCCGGAGGAGACACGUUCGCGCUCACGGGCCGCUCUGGGGCCGUCCUGGGCAUGGCCCUCAGGAGCCACGCCCGCAGCACCAAGCCCCUGUACGUGUCCGUGGGCCACAGGACGAGCCUGGAGGCCGCCGUGCGGCUGACCCGCGGCUGCUGCCGCUUCCGGAUCCCGGAGCCCGUGCGCCAGGCUGACAUCCGCUCCCGGGACUUCAUCCGCAGGAGCCUGGGCAGCCCCGGGCCGGCCCGGGCCAGGAGCCAGAAGCCACAGAGGCCCAAAGCGAGCCCCAAAGGAGACUCGGAAGAGCCCGCGGGCAACGGGGGGCCCCCAGCCGCCCAGUGAGGCCCCAGGCUGCCCCGGAAAGGCACAGACCCAGGCGCCCGGCUGCAGGGGGCGGUGGGCCCGGAGCUGAGCCGCCCUGCAGGCCCUCGCCGCCCCCA